Messenger RNA from Musa acuminata subsp. malaccensis (wild Malaysian banana), 2161 nucleotides. The record is from RefSeq and is a predicted model, not a curated record. NCBI's taxonomy places the organism in Eukaryota, Viridiplantae, Streptophyta, Magnoliopsida, Zingiberales, Musaceae.
GCAUUUCUUUUCAAAGAGCACAUUAAACUUUACUUUUAUGGAGAUAUACAGAACUGUUCACAUCAGAGCGAACCAAAACAUGGAUAUUAGAGGUCAAUUUGCUCUCCAAGUACAAGAAAAUUUGUCUGCAAGCCACUUCUCAGUAAGCUUUGCUGCCAUAGUUAUGAUUGUCCAUUUGUUUCACUUUUGGUAAUAUCGCUUGUGAUUUAAUUACUCUGCUACUGUGGUUGAUCCUUUUCUUUUUAUUUGUGUUUGUUUAUUGGAGGAGAUUUUGAUCAUAUUGGGUUCUGAAUCUAUUCCUAUUCUCUUACUGCCACCAAGAUCGCACAAUUGCGUCGUCCAGGGUUUGCCUUAAGAUUUGUCUUAGCAGCCUGCAAAGUCUUUUUUUCACACAAGUUUUGUAACAUCUGAUUGGUGGACAGGGAUUGUUGUUCUCUCGAUGUCGAACCGGGCAAAGUUCCUGGUUUGGGCUUUUGCUUCAGAUCAAGCUUGGAGCCUCCUCCCUCGUCGCCCUUCUCCCACCCCUUCCCCUUCAUCCAGAUCUCGAACCCUCGUCUGGCGCCUCCGGAGAACGGAGAGGAGAUCCUCGACGGAGAUGGGAGGUGGAUUCACGUGGGGGAUCCUCCUCGCCCACGCCGGCUAUGCCACCAGUCAUUAUAGAGCGAUGCUAAAGAUCGUGGAGGAGUUCGCGAGUCCUCCUAUGAAUGCUUUGGUCGAGAUCCUGCUGGGGUUAGCUUUAUCCAUACAUCCUGAUUCUGAAGAAAAUAGGUCCAAUCACCCAGACCAUAGGAGAUGACAACUUUGUGGAAAGUCAUGUUUUCUAUUUUAUUUUUUGACUAAGAAACAUUACUGGAGUUAAAGUUGCUCAUACUUGCAUUUGUUGUAUUCUUGAAUGGUGAUUUGGUUAAACCAAAAGUUCCUCUUAAACGAAAAAUGAAUAGAGAAGCAUAAGGUAAAAUGAGCUCCAUGCAUGUAGGUUAUGGAUCUCGAUUGCUGUAGAUGAAGAUUAGUAAUGGAGAUAAGAUUGCUAUACAACCAUCAGUGUUUUAUGAUUUCUUUCAACAUCACCGUGGGAAGGAUUUCAUGAUAAUUGAACCUCUAGAUAUUUUUGUUGGCUUCCCUUCUUCGAAGUCCAUGUUUCUUGCAUGUUUAGCUAGAAUCCUAGAUAAUAUUCGGCUUUGGCUUACAUUGACUUAUUAGAGGAAGAUGACUUUGACCAGAAGAAGCGAAGAACAUAAAAGGUAACAUGAGUUGAGUAACUUGUAUGGAGCGACCUUUUGCCAACAUGACCGACAUUUUUAAGUCGAAGCUACUAUCAAUGCAACAUCUAAUCAUAUACACAGGAUAUGAAUUUCCUAAUUCUGGAAGUAAAAUUGCUGAGAUUUUUUUAUUCACACCAACUGGUGUCCUCCCUGAUGUCAUAGUUAAACAGGAUACUGUCUGUUCAUCUAAAAUCUGUUUGUACCAUCUUAAGUGAUAGCCCAUAUGGAAGUGGUACAGAAUUACUCUAACAUCAUCUGCUAUGGCUGGAAUAAUCCAUUGGCUCAAUUAAUUGAACUGUGCGAUCUAUUAGGAGUUGCAUUCAGCAAUUUCUAGGUAGAAAGAAUGGUGAAAUUGGAGUAUUGGUUAUACAUUUAGAAAAGUGACGACGGAAUACUAGGUGAGAGAUGGUCUACGCAAGUUGGAAAAUGUAUUUAGAGUGGAGGGUGAUAUAAGAAGGGAAAGAAUCAGAUGGAAAGAGACCAAACCAGCUUUCAGUUGCAUAGGAGAAAGAGACGUUUAUGAGACUUGGGGGGCAUAUAUUGGAGUUAGGGGUUGAGCAGAAAAGAAAGAUAGGAGUCAAUGCAUAUAAUAAGUGAGAUGUCAGGAUCAGAGAUAAGAUGAUACUUUAGGAUUGCGGUAACAGGACUUUUAGGGUUAAGAGGAUCUUUUUUUCUCUUUUUGUGAUUAAGGAAGUUAAUACAGUUGAUACUUCUUAUGUUUAGUUUGUAGAGGUCAUCAGUGACAUGACAUCUAUUCCUUUCGAUGGUGUCCAUCUUCAUAUGGUUUAUUAUGCAUACGUGAAAUGCAAGAUUUUCUCCUUGCCAGCCAACCAUUAUUUCAUGAUUUUCACUUAUCGUGGCAAAGCGAUCCCACUCAACGCAGCACUUAAGUUGGAGAA